GAGGGGGAAAAGGUGAAUAGGAAGAGAGAGCAAACAAAAGAGAGAGAGAGACUCACGUGUGAGUAUUGCUAAAGAGUGCUCCUAUUUAUAGGGAAGGAAUGUACACAGAGGCCUCUUGGAAAGAGACCAUAACAACAACACCCUGUAACAUGUCUACAAACACACAGUCCUAAAUUCAUCGACAUAAAGUACCGAUACCAAAGAGUGAAGGGUGAAGUAAAAUUUAAAAAGAUUAUUGUUGAAUUAUGCUGAUUGCUGUGCCAAGAGACACUUUUGAAGCCAUUGAUAGCAGAAAGAAAAGAAUCAUGGAGUGCCCAGUUCAGGAGGUCUUCCAUUAUAAGGACCAGGACCAUUUCCCUCAGCUGCUCCUGCAGCUCAACAGUUUGAGACAGGAGAGGGUCUUCAUUGACUUGCUCCUUUGUUCUGACAACCAGGAGAUCCCCUGCCACCGCAACAUACUAGUCUCAAGCAGUCCCUACUUCAAGGCCAUGUUCUGCAACAACUUCAGAGAGACCCAACAGAAUAAAAUCAACUUGAAGGGGGUCUCUGCCAACAUCCUAAGCUCCAUGGUGGACUAUGUCUACACGGGCCAAAUCACUAUCACCAUGGAGAACGUGCUGCCGUUGAUGCAGUCAGCAUCCAUGCUGCAGUACGGCCACCUGUUUGAGGCCUGCUCCGUGUUCCUCCAGGGCCAGCUGAGCCCAGACAAUUGCCUGAGCAUGGUGUGUCUGUCUAAGAUCCUCGAUUGCACCAGCCUGAGGGAGAAGGCCAGGGAGAUGGCCAUGAGGAGCUUCUCUGAUGUGGUGGAGUCGGAGGACCUGCGCGAGCUCUCGCUACCGGAGCUGAUGGGCUACCUGGAGGACGACCGCCUCUGUGCCGAGGAGGAGCAGGUGUUCGAGACGCUCCUGGCUUGGAUCCACCACGACCCCUUCUCACGGCACGGAGCCAUACAUGACCUCUUCAAGAAGGUUCGUCUUCGCUACAUCCACCCCACUUACCUGUUCCAGUUCAUCGCCAGUGACCCUCUCAUUCAGUCCUCCAGCUUAUGCACUGAGGUCAUCGAGUCCGUCCGCCGCCUUCUGUUCUCCGUCAGCUCCCUGGUUGCUGGCGACCUUAAUGCCCUGUGGGGAGCUCCACGUCGUUACGCCUGCCGUGAGACGCUGGUCCUGGUGGGAGGAAGGAAGAACAACGAGCAGACCUCCAGGGAAGCCAUCCUCUAUGAUGAGCAUACUCAGCGAUGGCAGUGGCUGGCUAAGCUGCCUGUCCGCCUCUACAAGGCCUCCUAUGUCAGCAUCCAUAGCAUUUUAUAUGUGCUGGGAGGCCUGCCCAUAAACACGCAACCCAGCCAGGUCUGCACAACCGUAUACACGCUCUCUCUUAAGACCAACCACUGGAGAGAGGCUGAGCCCUUGCUGGAGCCACGUUUCGCCCAUCAGAGUGUUUCCUACCUACACUUCAUCUUCGUUCUGGGGGGCAUCGGUCCAGACAGGAGGGUGUGUGACUCAGUGCAGAGGUACAACAGCAUGUUUAACCAAUGGGAGGCCGUGGCGCCCAUGCCUGAGGCUGUGCUCAACCCGGCUGUGGCUGCCCACAAUCAGAGGAUCUACAUGUUUGGAGGAGAAGAUGCCAUGCAAAACCCUGUCAGGAUGAUACAGGUGUACCAUAUUGCCAGAAAUCUAUGGUCUAAUAUCGAAACCAGAACAGUGAAGAAUGUUUGUGCCCCUGCCACUGUUCUAAAUGACAAAAUCUACAUUAUUGGAGGUUACACCAGGAGAAUGAUGGCCUAUGACACCAAAGCCAACCGGUUCAUCAAGUGUGCCAACCUGAAGGAGCGAAGGAUGCACCACUCUGCCGCUGCCCUCAACAACAAGCUCUACGUGACAGGGGGACGCUACAUUAACGGACAGGAUGUUAUCGAGGACUCUGACAGUUUCGAGAGCUAUGACCCAAAGACAGACACAUGGACCUCAAAAGGGACACUCCCCUACAAACUAUUUGACCAUGGCUCCCUGUCCAUGAUAUCUAUCUCUGACAAAUCAAACCCUUCUUGAAAGCUUCCUGUGUACUAUACGUCACAAUCCUGCUCCCAUACAUUCAACAGCCAUAUAGAAGUAUUUGCAUAGUAUUGUGUAUUUUCAGUAUUUGCAUAGUAUUGUGUCUGGUGCAAUGUGAUUCAAGGCAAUGUAUAAUGUCCAGCUGUUAAGCAACAAGCCUGAACAAGCCUGAGAUCAAUGCUAGUCUGAACAUGUGAAAGAGCUAGAUCUAUCUUUAGAGCAUGUGGCAUAAAUCAUUGCCUGUUAUUUGAGAAUGCCCGUUAUUAUUUAAACAUUCCUUAUGUUGAUGACAUUGCUGAUCUUACAGUUAGCAUUUAUAGCUUACUUGAUCAUUAAUUUAAAAAUGAAAUCCACAAAACGGAAAUAGCACAGGGAUAGCAUGAGCAGAAAAUUUAAUUGGUUAUUACUGCAUUGUUUGCUACCUUAGCAAACCUCUUUGUGUUGCCUCAUAGAUUUGGGGUGUUGUAUUGAUUCAUUUAUGUGAUUUCGUAUUUUUGUAUGUAUUUUCUUAUUAAUAAAAGCUAGUUUC
Hypomesus transpacificus is the source of this 2583-nucleotide messenger RNA. RefSeq names its product kelch-like family member 38b (gene klhl38b). The record is from RefSeq and is a predicted model, not a curated record. Gene Ontology annotation, molecular function: protein binding. Lineage: Eukaryota; Metazoa; Chordata; Actinopteri; Osmeriformes; Osmeridae. The coding region runs from base 246 to 2051 and encodes 601 amino acids. The transcript has 5 exons.